This is a messenger RNA of Labrus bergylta (ballan wrasse), 2224 nucleotides long. Lineage: Eukaryota; Metazoa; Chordata; Actinopteri; Labriformes; Labridae. The record is from RefSeq and is a predicted model, not a curated record.
UCACCUCACUCCUGCACGGGCGUUCAUUCCACCCACAGCGAGCAUCGCUUUCCCAAAACGCAUACACAGCUUUACGCACGACUAUGUGACCGCAGUGGAGCGACUUCACUCGUGGAGCAUUGGAUUGUAAACUCUGCUGUGAUAUUUACGAAACUCCAUUUGCCCGUCGGGGAAAUCUGAAGCACCCAUCACAAUGACGGGCUUCCUAUUUGGGGCGAUUCGUUCAUACAGGUACGGUGCCUUAUGUGGGUUUGACUCUAAUGGUACUGAUCUUGAGCGUUACGCACGAAAUACCUCUGCGCGUUAGUGGAAACCAGAUCAGCGCACCCGGGGUUAGCUGUUUUGGGACAGAACAGGGUGCGAAAGAACCAACAUGAUACGAAAUAACAAAAUUGAGCCGGAAUGGAUUUAACCCACUAUAAUCGGUCGGUGGAAAACGUCUCCAACGAUGAGAACACCACGGACGCAGCGUUUGCAUUUCCACAUACGAUUUCAGCCACUGCGCUCAUCAUCGUGGUUGUUUCUGUGAUAAUUCUGGUGACUAUUGUGGGUAACGUGUUGGUGAUUGUAGCGGUGCUGACCAGCCGGGCUCUCCGUCCGCCCCAGAACCUUUUCCUGGUCUCCCUGGCUUCAGCGGACAUCCUGGUGGCCACGCUGGUCAUCCCAUUCUCGCUCGCCAAUGAGGUCAUGGGAUACUGGUACUUUGGGAGUACUUGGUGCGCUUUUUAUUUGGCCCUGGACGUCUUGUUCUGCACCUCCUCCAUAGUGCACCUGUGCGCUAUCAGCCUGGACCGCUACUGGUCUGUGACUAAGGCGGUCAGUUACAACCUGAAGCGGACACCUAAGCGCAUUAAGUCCAUGAUCGCCAUAGUGUGGAUAAUAUCUGCUGUCAUAUCCUUCCCUCCUCUCCUCAUGACCAAACACGCCGAGCGGGAGUGUUUGUUGAACGAUGAGACCUGGUACAUACUCUCCUCCUGCUUGGUGUCCUUCUUUGCUCCGGGUCUUAUCAUGAUUCUGGUUUACUGCAAGAUAUAUAAGGUGGCCAAGCAGCGCUCCUCCACCGUGUUCGUGGCUAAAAACGGACUGGAAAGACAGCCGUCUCAGUCAGAGACCUGCUUCGUCCCGAAACAGGACCGGUUCGAGAUGGAGAGCCCCAGCAGCCAGAGUUCCGGCAGCAACCAUCCGAGGCAAGGUGAGUUGGAUGACAUCGACCUGGAGGAGAGCUGCUGCGCGUCGGAUACCAAACCACGCAAUCACCGCUUCACCAAGAGGAGAAAAGUGGAAGGAUCGGACUGCUGCCCUCCCCAGAACUGCCGCCUCUCUUGGGCUUCAGCCCGGGCGUUACAGCUCUACCCGGAGCAGAAGAACCAGGCUCGGAGGCAACAGUUGGCAGCAGCCAACAAAACUAAAGUGGCCCAGAUGCGGGAGAAACGUUUCACUUUCGUCCUGGCUGUAGUAAUGGGGGUGUUUGUACUCUGCUGGUUCCCUUUUUUCUUCACCUAUAGCCUACAUGCUAUCUGCAGAGACAGCUGCUACAUCCCUGGGGCACUUUUUAACCUCUUUUUUUGGAUUGGAUACUGCAACAGCUCUGUGAAUCCAAUCAUUUACACUAUUUUCAACAGGGAUUUCAGGAAAGCAUUCAAAAAAAUCAUAUGCAGGACUUCAAAACGCACAUAAACCCGAAGAGGGUUCCUUGGACUGAUAUUUAGUUUGGCCUCAUUCACUCAGCUGUGCUGAGAAGGAAGGAACUAUUGGAACUCAUUUCAUGGCUGACUGUUUUCCCUUCAAAAAAACAUUUGACUUUAACUACUGUUGUAUGGGGAAAAAAGCAGUGUUGUGUAAAAAUACAUUAAAAAGUCUAUGAAUAAAUUGUAAAUUUGAGCAAAACAAAAAAGACAAAUCAUUUUCCUUUUUAGGUGAUGCAAAUAUGGUCUUAGAUAAAAAAAAAAAAAAUGGAAACAGUUGUGCAACUUGAGAUAUAAAAGUUACAAUAUAUAGGUCAGUGUAUAAUGUGUCCUGCAAACCUGAUCCUAUGAACAAGAAAUCCCUGUAAUGGACUGGACUAAUAUUUUAUUCUGCAGCAAGCAGAGGGAAAAAAGCUACUCCAGAGUGAAAUUGAAUGUGGCUGGCUUCCCGUGGUGGAGGCUGGUUCAAAGUGGGUGUUUUGUGUUGGGAUAUAAAGAAGAUUGAUCCGCUUCAUCUAUAAGAUAUGAGCAGAGGGAUA